Messenger RNA from Dryobates pubescens (Downy woodpecker), 874 nucleotides. RefSeq names its product circadian associated repressor of transcription (gene CIART). Gene Ontology annotation, cellular component: nucleus. Gene Ontology annotation, biological process: circadian regulation of gene expression; negative regulation of DNA-templated transcription. The transcript has 5 exons. Bases 8 to 874 code for a protein of 288 amino acids. Gene Ontology annotation, molecular function: RNA polymerase II cis-regulatory region sequence-specific DNA binding. Lineage: Eukaryota; Metazoa; Chordata; Aves; Piciformes; Picidae. The record is from RefSeq and is a predicted model, not a curated record.
CCCCCCCAUGGAACCCUCUGCUCACUCCUGCUCCUGUGGCUCCCCUGCCUCCAGCCUGGGGGGUCCCUCCCACAGCGAGGCUGAGGCCGGUGGACCCCUCCCAGCUCCCUCCAAACCUGAGCGGAGCCACAAGCGGCCAGGGGGCCCGGGGCAAGCAGCCCCCCCGGUGCCCUCCUCACCCUAUGGGGGCAAACGGCCUCGGAAGGGAGAAGGGGGGGACGCCCCCCCCAGCGACGGCGAUCAUCUCUUUGCCCAAAAAUGCCAGGAGCUGAGGGUCUUCAUCCAUCCCCUGGCCGAGCUGCUGGAGGGGCUGAAGCGGGGGCGGUAUGACAGAGGGCUGAGCAGCUUCCAGCAGAGCGUGGCCAUGGACCGGAUCCAGCGGAUCAUCGGGGUCCUGCAGAAACCCGAAAUGGGCGCCCGGUACCUGGGGACGCUGCUGCAGGUGGAAGGGAUGCUGAGGGUUUGGUUCCCCCACGUCAACCCCACCCCGGCGCGGGACGCGGCUCCCAUCUCCGCCCUCCGCCGCCGGCCCCCCGCCGGCCCCCCCGGCGCCCCCCGCUGCCGCCGCCCGCCGGAGGACGCUCCCAGCUCCACCCCCGAAGGGGCAGCGCCAGAGGCAUCAGGGACAUCGCGGCAGGAGGCACGGCCCAGGUGCCACCGGCCUGCCCAAACUGGGACCCCCGCCUCACCCCCACCGCCGGAUGUCCCCGCCCCCGGAGCGCUCAGCCCCGCCCCCAGCGCCGCCGGGACUCACGUCCGGUUCCGGGGCGGUGAGAGCAGCAGCGCCCACCGCGACCGGGACGGGGAGACCGGGACCGGCUUUGCUGGGGGCUCCGGGGUCUCUCUGGGGGUCCGUGAGGAGCAGGAGGGGUGA